ACGAUCAAGGCGAUAUGCCCUACGGCUUUUGAACAUGCAGUAAACGACGAAGGCGAUCGCUAUGUAACAACAUAAUCAUUUCGAUUCACCAAAGCAUGUAAACGUGGGUAAAUCGUGAAUAGCUUAACCCCUGUGAUGACUGUAGCGCUAUCUAAAUUCAGAACUCACGUCUGGUUCUCUCUCGAAGCAACUAUGGUUCGUAGAAACAACUAUGCCCAAAAAUUGGCGUGAGGGUCAGCGUCUCAGUGGGCAUAUCUGCUAAAAGACAUUUGGAAGUUGUAUGAUAUAAUGAAUGGGAUUAAGUUGUGAACUUCAUAUUAAUUGUGAAGACGCAUUCACAUCACACUUUAACAAGGUAUAGACAUCUCAGGAUGUAGCAUCAUGUGAAGUGACCCUUAUAGUUUGUAAGGUUGUUGCUGGAUGUAUGGUGAUCCCGGUAGCAGGAGUCAUGGCCCGCAGAAGGAAGGGGGCUGGAAGCAGCAAGGCAGCAUCUAAGUCACAAGCCAAGGCUUCUAGGAAGAGCAAUGGUCUGUCAGAGGAAAGGCUCAAUGGAUCCCUGUUGCCUUCAAGCACAAAUGAGUCAGAAGAGUCUUGUGUAAGCCAAGAUGAUAAUCUGACUCCUUUGUCAUGUCACACCCCCAUUGAAAUGUGCCCUACAGAUCCAAGUCUUGGUGAGCCACCCCCAUUAACUGUUUUUAAAAUAAAUGCAUCACCUCAACAUGUUCCAUUGGUGCACAAAAAAUUCAGAAAGUUCAGACACAUGCUUGAGCCUGGAGAUAUCCAGGAACCACAAAAUUGUGUUGCAGCAUUGGAGAAGGUGGCUACUCAUGAGACUGAGACAGAGACACCACAGGUGCUUGAGAGUCAUGGAGAGGUUAGUGUGGAAGAAGUGGUGAUAGAACAACAGGCGAUGGAUAUGGCUGAAGCGCAAGAAGUACCUGUAGUGUGGGAAGAAGAAGUUGUGGAAGAGACUGUUGUGUGUGAAGGGAUGGAAGUAGAAUUGGAAGACACAAGAAGUCAAGAUAACCUGAUGGUUGAGGAAGCGGAUAGUCAAGAGAGUGAUUACAGUAACAUGAUUGAAGUGAGGAAUAGUGAAUUCAGUAGUCAAGCUGGACAUGUGAUACUUGUAAGAGAAGGUGACUAUAGCAGUCGGUACAACCAGGAGUUGAUGGAUGUGGGAGAUGUGUUAUCUCAUCAUAGGUUAGUGGAGUUUAGCAGUACACAGGACACUGAAAAGAAUAUGAGUCACCAAAUACAAGAGAUGCUAAUAUUUGGCAAUGAAGAUAGUCAAGGAACGCUAAGGGGAGUUGAAGACUGCAGCCAGGGUAGUCAGGUGUCAGUAAGAGGUGUGGAGAUGGACAUGCAGAAUGACAGAAGGGUGUUGAAGCCUGUUGAUUCUGAGAAUGUUGUGGAUAUUAUAAAAUGUGUGAAAGCAGAUCAACAAACAGUGAUCUUACAAGUACCAAACAGACAAAUAACAAAUAUUAAAGAAGAGAGUGACACUGGGAAUUGUGAAAAUGUAGGAAGUGUUGCAUUUAUAGAAGAAAAUAGUCAAGAAAAUAAGCAAGUAUUCAGAGAUAUUCAAAUCAGUAUGAAUCAAAAUAUAGUUAAAAUAUUGAAAGACAAUAAGUGUUACAUUGGAAAUAAUGACAUUAAUUUAGUGGAUGUAAGAAUGAAAACAGAAUAUGAGACUGAAAUAGGAUUGGGUUUGAAUGAACUGAAUGAAUUAGAAACGGAUCAGAUACGUUUGGAUUUAGGUGUUGAAUUCAAUAAAGACAGUAAAGUAAUUGCUGAAAGAAACGAUUUACAUAAAUCUCAAAGUGAAGUCAAAUUAGAAUCAGUAGUUGAGACCUCAGAAGUAAACAGAAAGGUUCAAGCAGAAGAGAAUAGUCUUCUGCACAUGCGAGAAGUUUCAGAGGAUCAGCACUUGGCUCUUAGAUGUAAUGAAGAUGAAACAGAAAGAAAGCAGGUGCCAGCAUUUCGCAGUCGAAGUGGAAGCACAGAUACAACAGGUUCAGAAAGUAGUUCUAACUGCAGUUCUGGAGUCCGACGUAGCAGUCGAAUACGCUCAAUUGGCAUAAUGAAACAGAGGGCGCAGAACAGAAGUGACACUAUAGAAACAUCAGCGACAUUAUAUGAGAAGGAAGGCAGUGAAGCUAAAACAUAUGAAGGAAGGGACAGUUUGGAUUGUUGUUCUGGUACUGAUACACAGUCUGACAAAGAAAACGCUGGUGUCACAAAAAUUCCUGUACCAAUAAGCUCACCAGCUACAAUGCAUGGUUUGGUAACUCCAACCAUUUCAGGAUAUGAUGUUGACAGUUGUAAACCAGUGAAAGUGAAGUCUCGGUGGAGGAGAUCUAGUGAAUUGGAGAUGGUAAGCAAUCGAAGUAGUGACAGUGAGUUUGCUGCCACACCACCAACGCCUAGUCUCUCACCCAGACCCAUGAUCCCAGUUGCACCAAGUUUAUCACCUCAGCCUGCAGCUUCUGCUAUUCCAAAUCUCGCAGUUCAGUCUCUCAUUGCUAGCAUAGCAGUCGCACCUUUGGAGCAAGCAAUUUCAGGUGAUGCAGCCAGGAAGGACAACCGUAGCGAUAGGAAAGAGAGGGAGGAUAAGGAGAUGGAAGAGCGACUCCGCAAUUUUGACAGACUGAUUGAAAAUGAAUAUCUAACCGAGAGAACUACAAGCAAAGAAGCAAAGCGCAUGGUUUGUGAUUGUUUCCUAACCAAAGAUGAAAUUGCUCGUGGAGAAAUGGGUUGUGGUGAAGAUUGCCUCAAUCGUCUGCUUAUGAUUGAAUGUGGUUCAAGGUGUCCAGUUGGUGAACGGUGUACUAACAGGCGAUUUCAGAAACAAGACUAUGCAAAAUGUGAGAUUUUCAAGACUGAGAAGAAAGGUUUUGGUUUGAAAGCUCUUCAGGAAUUACCCAUGGGAACAUUUGUAAUGGAGUAUGUUGGAGAAGUGCUGGAUCCAAAGGAAUUCCGUCGUCGCGCAAAAGACUAUGCCAAGGACAAAAACCGUCAUUACUAUUUCAUGGCUCUUAAGUCAGAUGCAAUAAUUGAUGCCACAAUGAAGGGGAAUAUUUCAAGGUUUAUCAACCACAGCUGUGAACCUAAUGCAGAAACUCAGAAGUGGACAGUCAAUGGAGAAUUACGAAUUGGUUUCUUCAGUAAAAGGAAUAUUGCUGUUGGUGAAGAAAUUACUUUUGACUACCAGUUUCAGCGAUAUGGAAAAGAAGCCCAGCGUUGCCAUUGUGAGAGUGCAUUAUGUCGUGGUUGGAUUGGGGAAGAUCCAGAAAAGGAGAAGCGUGAUCGAAAAGAAAGAAAAGAAAAAGAAAUUAAAAAGAAGAGAGAAGAAAGGAGACGAGAUGUUAAAGAAUUUUUGGAAGAUAUGGAUCUCGAGGAGGAGAUAGAGAAGCUGUGUGUGUCAGGGUUGAAGAAUCGUGCCCACACACUUACUCUCUGUCGCUUAAUGGUUCGGGCAGAAGAUCUUCAGUCUCGUGCUCAGCUGCUCAAGUUGCUUCAGGGUGGUGAACCGGCAUGUCGACGUUUGUUCCUUGAUUACCAUGGGUUACGCCUCAUUUGGAGUUGGAUGAUGGAUGUUGGCUCAAACAAGUCUAAUGAUGGACUUGCUUUGAGAAUAGAGAUUCUUCAAACAUUAUCAAAGUUGCCAAUUCCCAACAAGACAGUGCUGCAAGACAGCAAAGUAAUAGCUGUGGUUGAAAAGUGGGCUUCGCUGUCGGCAAAUGUACCAGCUCCAGACAGUUUCCUGGCUGAUGGAUCAAGUGAUGGUAUUGAUGGUCAGAAUAUGUCUCACCAAGAAGUGGCAAGGAAAGAGAGAUCAUCAUUAGAAGAGGAAUCUGGCAGCGAUCAUGAUGUCAGCAAACCUAGGACUGAUGUAGUGCUACCAGUUAUAGUGGAAGUUCCAGAUGAAGAAACACUGCAAGGAAUUGAAAAUGAGAAACAACUUGUGGAUGGUACAUCAGACAAACAAACAGAACUGCUUCCAGGAGAUGUUAUGGGACAGGUAGUGAUCCGUGGUGGUGAGUCAGAUGAGGAAGCAAGCAGUGAGGUGGUGGAUAAGAUACGUGGUAGUGAGGACAGUAAAGAGGAAGAUCGAACUAGUAUGGGUGAGAGUGAAGUUGCAGAAAAGAUCAGGACGUUUUUAGACUUGUCAUCAAAUCUGCUUAAUGAGUGGACUAGUCUCAAAGAGGUGUUCCGCAUCCCAAAGAAGGAGAGGAUUGAGCAGAUGAAGGAGCAUGAGCGGGAAGCUGACAGAGGCUAUAAAGAAUACUUAGACAAAGAGAGCCACCAUGAGAAACAGUCCUAUGACAGACAUUGGCGUCAGGAUCGUUUUCGUAGUGAUCAUGACAAACGAGAUCGUGAUCGCAAAAGGAUGCGAGAAUCACCUGAUGCAGAUCGAAUUCGAAAGGGCUCAAGAUUUGAUGAUAGGAACCUUGUGCCAAUUCCUAGGCUAUCAAAACAGGAAAGGCGACAGUUAUUUGCUAUGAAAGUAGCACAAGAAGAAGAGGAAGAAAGGCAGCGCCGGCAGCAACAAGAGAUGUGGCGCCACCAUGAAGAUCGCUGUUUGGCACUGGGACUUGAUCCAAACUUAACAGCAGCCUUUGAUCCGCAGACUGGCUACCCUUGCUUCUUCGAUCCAGCUUCUGGUACCUGGCAGGCCUAUCCCCAGCAAGACCCCAGUCCAUUACCACCUGGUGGAAUGACUGCAGAGGUGGGUCCUUCACCUAUGUUUAAUCCAAACAAUCCUGUGAGUCCUCAUUUACCAGGUAUGCCUCCCCAAGGAGUCCCUCCUCAUAUGAUGCCAGUGGGUGGAUAUGAUCCUAAUAACUCCCAUGUUCCUCAUCAGCCACUGCCUUUUGAUCCUGGGAACCAUCCAGUGGGUGGCAUUUCUGCACACCAACAUCAUCCAACAUACACUGAUCCUGGCCCCGGUGCUGUGGACCCCAACUUGACGGAGUUUAUUCCUCUGCCAAGUGGUCCACAGCCACCACCCAUGUUUCAGCAUCAGCAACACCAGCAUUUGUAUACCACUGCCCCAGCACCUGGUCCAGGUUCAGCACCAACACACCCAGUACCAAGCAUGCCCAUAGAUCCUCAGCCCCACUACCAUCAUCAGAUUCAUCCUGUGUCGCUUCCCAUCCAACAGCCUUUUGUGUCUGGUCCACCUCCUCCACUGCCUCCCCCAGUUCAACUGCCACCUAAAUGGAAAUCUGCCAAGGAUUCUGAGGGUCGUACAUAUUACUAUCACGUGAAGACUCGGAUAUCGCAGUGGGAACCCCCACAGUGGACAGAAGCAGAUCAGCAACCAGAUUCUGAGACUUCAUCUGAGUCCAGUGAUGAUGAUGAAGAUGAAGAGGAGGAAGAUGAAAGCUCCAGUACAGAAGAGGAGGAGGAGGAAGGGGAACAAGAAGAAAAGGUGCUGUUGAUAGAAGAGGAUGAAGAAGAUGAAGAUGAGGAUGAAGUGGCUGAGGAAAAAGAGGAUAUUGAGGAGGAGGAAAUGAAAGAUGUUGCAACUGCAAGUGCAGUCCCUACAGUGGUUGAAGAGGAGAUGGACUUGGUUCAGGAAGAGACUGAUGCAACUGAAGUCCAGCAAGACGAGCCUAAGAGAAAGGAGAAACGGAGAGACGGCUUGGUUCAAGAACGUAUAAUUAGUCCACGAAGAGAAGAAGAUAAACAGGAUAUGAAGAAGUACCGAGAAAUAAAAGAGAAGCUUCGUCGAAAGAAGGAACAGUCACGAACUCGUGAACGAUCUGACAGAUCAAAGAAGAGACAUCGAGAUGGCAAACAGCGAUCUAGCAGUAAAUCAUCAGAAAAACCUGUCACUGUAGCAGCAGAUACAUCAAGUGACGCUGCUAGAAAAAUCAAGGAUCAGUUCCGUCUACACAUGGCAGGGGUAAUUGUUCAGUACCUGAACCCAUACCGAAAACCAGAUUGUAAAGCGGGGCGUAUCACAAAUACAGAGGACUUCAAACACCUUGCUAGGAAGCUGACUCAUUUUGUGAUGCUAAAGGAGCUGAAACACUGCCGGAGUGUUGAAGAUCUUGAAUGUAAUGAUAAUGUGAAACAUAAAGCACGUGACUUUAUCAAGAAAUAUAUGGCAAAAUUUGGAACUGUUUAUCAGAGACCUAAAGAUGAUGAUUAAGUUUUAGGUAACAGGUACUUCAUAUGAAGAACAUGUUGGAAUUGAGAGAACAUUGCUAAUUCAGAUAUUCUGAGAUGAAAACUGGUAGCUGUGUAAUACAGUUUCUAAUCAUGGGUGCAUUUAUUAAUGGUGGUGACGAUUGUGGAUCGUAAAUUAUGAAAUUUGAGUAGAUUCAAAUCAGAGAAACAUGUAUGUUUAAUUAGUAUCUCUCAUAUCAUAGCAUCUUCACCAGUUCAUAGCCAUGGUUCUUGCAUUCAUGAAGAUGAGGUCGAUUCCUUGUUUGCUUGACAGACUUUCCAACUUGUUCCUACAUACAAACUGUGAAAUGGGAAAGGUGAAAUUUGUUAUGUGUUUUGUUUGUAAACUUAUUUGAAUAUGUCUGAGGAUAUAGCCAUAAAACUGCCCAUGUAGGAAUGAGAAGUUGAAUCUCUUAAAAUAAGCUAUACUAAUAAUUGAGAGGACCUUCUAUGUUAAUAUUAUUUUUAGGAUGACUGAAGUAAAUGUGUUAUGUAUAACAGUUCAAUUUACUGUAUGUGUGACCAUGGGUCAUGGCCUGUCAUGCAAGUUUGUUUCCGUGUGGUAACUACAUUGAUGCCAUUGAUGAUCAUUCCUAUACAAGAUCACGAAAUCAGUGAGGUGCAUACUUGCUGCAUGUCCGAGAAAAUUACUGAUCAGGUAGAAGAAAUGAAAGAAUGGAAUUUAUAAAUAUUUGUUUUCUUUACAUCUUUGCAGCAGUUAUUUCAAAGUAACAAUAACUGUAGACCUGUAUAUUUAGAAAAUAAAACAAAUAUUGCAAAAACUUGUA
Cryptotermes secundus is the source of this 6965-nucleotide messenger RNA. RefSeq names its product probable histone-lysine N-methyltransferase CG1716 (gene Set2). Gene Ontology annotation, molecular function: protein binding; histone H3K36 methyltransferase activity. The transcript has 17 exons. The record is from RefSeq and is a predicted model, not a curated record. Bases 425 to 6160 code for a protein of 1911 amino acids. Gene Ontology annotation, biological process: regulation of DNA-templated transcription. NCBI's taxonomy places the organism in Eukaryota, Metazoa, Arthropoda, Insecta, Blattodea, Kalotermitidae. Gene Ontology annotation, cellular component: nucleus; chromosome.